This is a messenger RNA of Prorocentrum cordatum, 306 nucleotides long. The record is from the annotation of a GenBank genome assembly. Lineage: Eukaryota; Dinophyceae; Prorocentrales; Prorocentraceae.
AUGCCAGCAGCUGCAUCUGUGAUGGCUCUGUCGGGAUGUAUUGGUGGUAGUCUGCGAAAGCGUUUGUCGGCGGUGCGCAAUGAAUUGGAACAGGGUGAUUCGGAGGCUGCUCGGCACGCCUACGCGGAAUAUGUGAAAUAUCUUCGCGAGGCCAAGGCCAUCGCCAGUCCAGUAAUCGUGUUUCUCGUGUUGUGGGUGGGUGUUUUGCAUCUAUCGAAAUGUAUGACCUUGCUGGAGUUCACAUGUAAAAAAGAAUCGAAGAGCGAAUGUGGGGUUUUCUCCGAAUAUUCAUCUUUCUUUGGGUAG